Aricia agestis (brown argus) is the source of this 21642-nucleotide messenger RNA. It is a transcript of the gene Obsc, whose product is annotated as obscurin-like. Bases 161 to 20521 code for a protein of 6786 amino acids. The transcript has 61 exons. Gene Ontology annotation, molecular function: protein kinase activity; protein binding; ATP binding. The record is from RefSeq and is a predicted model, not a curated record. Gene Ontology annotation, biological process: protein phosphorylation. NCBI's taxonomy places the organism in Eukaryota, Metazoa, Arthropoda, Insecta, Lepidoptera, Lycaenidae.
AGAAGUCCGCCCGACGCGCCAGUCACUCCGCACGCUCAGAGAACGACGCACGCUAACAAACACAAAUCGCCGCGAAAUACAUCGAUCUUGUUUGGAACUCGCAAAACAAAGUUUGUAAACAAAUUCGGUAAACAUUAUGAGAUCGUAGUCCCUCGCUACGAUGUCUUUCUGCAGAAUAACGGGGCGCAGCAGGGGGCUGCCCAAGCCCAAUUAUUUUCCGCUUUUGGCGCCUAUUUCGCCCGCGGAUGCGAAGAGAUGCUGCAGGAUCACCGGCAAGUCCUACGGCCUACCAACUCACCACUACAUUCCAGUACUAUUGACGGCCCGCUCGGGCAAAAAUAAGUGCAAAAUUACAAACGUCUCCGGCGAACUUGGACCGCACCACUACUCGCCCGAAAUCAAUUAUGGAAAUAGAAAGCAUGUGGUGCUGCCCGACUUCAGAUACAUUUUCCCGGUUUUGGACGGCUCGACCGAAGCGCAGCGGGGUUUGAUUGAUAUGCUCUCGACGAAACAGGUGGUCGAAGAUAAGAGAUAUGUGUAUACGGUUCAAGAAAGGAAGUGCAGUUUAGUUUUUUCGGCGCGCAUGGAGGCCGCAGUUCGUGAUGGUGACGUUCGAGACGUGAUGCUGGCUAAGGACUCCGAUACCGUGCUUAUAAAAAUGAAACAGGGCCGAAGUGUUUCGAUGGACUUUAAAGAUUUCACGGAGGAUGUAGAAAUGUUUGAAGGUGAGGGGCCUAGCGCAGAAGUAUUGAAACAAAGGGAGAUGGAAGAAUUAGAGGAGAAGAAAAAGAAAAGAAAACGCGCAGCGGGACUUUCGUCGAUGAAGAAGAUUUUUGAAAAUAAAGAAAUUUUAGCUGAGGAGCAGGAAUUGGUAGAAGAAAAAUUACGCCAGGAACGUUUGGCGAAGAAAGCUAAAUUAGAAGAAAUAAAACAUGAAAAGUGUGACUUAAAAAGUUAUUCCUCUAAGAAAUUCAGUGCAAAACAUAUGCGUUCUAAAUCGAGUAUCAUUGCAUGCAGUGAGGAAUGGAGAGAUCAAAUGCAUCCUCUCAUUGAAACUUGGGACCAAAAUGUUUUUGAAGUGGAUAAAAGCUACGAAGUCAUUAAAUCGAGUAUAACUGAACUUCCUCAACCUGUAAAUAUUGCGCCAUAUCAUUGCGAUAGUCCUGAAAUAUAUGAAAUUGACAAAAAUAUUAGUGAGGUGUCUGUAUCUCUUGAUAGUGUGCCCUGUGUCAAUCCACUAAAAUAUGUUAAAUCGAGGCCCUCACAAGUUGUUCUAGAAGGUGUGAAAGAGCUUACCAAUGAACGCUUAGAUGAAACUUCAAAUGUGUCUGAAAAACUUUUAGAAGCUAACAAACUUGAGAUGCUUCCUACUUUAGAAACUUUGCCAGACGUUGUCAAAAAUAUAAGAAAGGGUAAAAAAGAAAAAUUGGCUAAAGUUGCAGGCCUCACGGUUGAUAUAAAUAAGGCCAAAAAGUUUGUUCCGGGUCAACACAUCAAUACACCACAAGGCCCAGUUUUUGUUCCAGGACAAACUGUGGAUACACCUGCUGGUCCUGUAUUUGUUCCUGGUUUAACUGUAAACACGCCUCUGGGUCCGGCACUUCUGUCAGGUCACAUUGUUGACAUGGAAGGUACAAAUGAACCUUUCUUUUUAGCUGGACAAGUUUUGAAAACACAAAAUGGCGAAGAGUUUGUUUGCGGACAAACAGUGAAAAAUAAAGAUCAGUCCUAUAAAUUUGUUGAAGGACAGACCGUUGUCUCAGAAGAGGGAUUAAAAUUCAUCCCUGGAAAAAUCUUACACCACGAUUCUGAAGAAGUGUUCGUUCCUGGGCAAACUAUUAUGACACCAGAAGGCGUACAAUUUGUACCUGGUCAAACGAUAACAGAAAAUAAUGGAGUAAUAUUUACCCCUGGACAGAAUGCAAAAAUAAACAAUGAGUGGCAGUUCGUACCGGGCCAGGUUAUACAGCAUGAUGACAAAAUAGAAUUUGUCCCAGGCGCUACUUUGGCAACUCCAAAUGGACUGAAAUUUGUCCCGGGUCAAACUGUAUCAACUAAUGGUGAAAUUACCUUCGUUCCGGGAAUAUCAAGAAUGGAGAAUGAUAUCUUACAGUUCGUACCAGGUACAACAGUAGAAACUGUUGAUGGACCUAAAUUUAUGGAAGGUCAAAUAGUAAAUACGGAAUAUGGCCAAAAAUUCAUGCCAGGAAAAACCAUUGUGAAAGCUGAAGGCCAUGUAGAGUUUUCAGUGGCUAAAUCCAUCGAUGAAAUAUGUUUUACAGAAGAGACAGUCACUGGAUUACCUAUUGACAUAAAGAGCACCACAGUUUCAGAGGAAUCGCUUUAUGUAUUUGGACAUAUGAUACAAACAGCGAAAGGAAUAGAAUUUUACCCAGGAACCAAAGUUCCAGAUUUGGAGGGUAAAGUGGUUCCAGGUAGGCUUGUAAAAAGUGAAACAGCUCAAUCUCGUUUUGUACCCGGUAUGAUGAUUGAAGGAGUAUUCGUUCCUGGUCAAGUAGUUUUUACCGAAAAUGGAGAACAGUUUGUUCCAGGGCAAGUUGUUGAGACAGCAGAAGGUCCCAAGUUUGUUCCUGGACAAGUCGUAAAUACAAAAAGUGGACCAAAAUUCGUACCAGGUCAAACCAUACAUACAAUUGAUGGUCCUCGAUUUGUUCCUGGUCAAAUUAUUGAUACUAAAGCAGGACCUACAUUCAUUCCUGGACAAGUUAUAUACACAGAAGAUGAAGGAUCUAGAUUUGUCCCGGGACAAGUUGUCGAUACAGAUGAAGGACCCCGUUUUGUUCCUGGUCGAGUAGUUGAAACUGAUAAUCAAGGUGUUACUUUUGUACCGGGACAAAUAGUACAGACUCCCGAAGGACUCAAAUUCGUUGCACCUGACCUAAUUGAAGGUGAAGAAGGCCUUGAAUUUUCAGUUCAAAGCUUUGUUGUGACUCCUGAAGAACUCAAGCUUUUGAAAGUGAAAACUAAUCCCAAUGACACAACUUCGACAAAAGGGGAGCUCACCAUUGAUUCCAGCAUGUUUAAGCAACUUUCGGAAGCUGGAAUGUCUAUUGGAAGACAAGUUCCGACAGAUUUACCAGCAGUUCAGUUUAAAUUAUUGGAAACAAAAAAUACUGAAGCAUUGCAAGCUUUUGUUUCUGAGUUUGGCUUAAAAGAUGAUGUUGCCAAUCAACUUAUGGAAGUAAUCAAAAGUAUUAUUGGCAUGGGUGUACACAUAAAAUGUGACAUGGAAACUAAAAAUAUGGACCCAAAUAAAACCGAAGGAAAACGAGUACGAACAAAUAAGAAAACUUCAGAAGCAAAAAAUGUUUUAGAAGGUGCCCUUACAAACGAAGAAAUGGUUCGCCAAGAAAAUGUGAAAAAUUCUAUUGCAGCGGCUGUUCUCGCUGCAUUAGUAACUGCAGAACAGUUUGAGGAAAACAAAAAUAAUGGAAAAGAAAAAUACCAAUACAUUUUAAAAUCAAUUGACACCAUCUUAGGAAAAGCUAUAAAUGAAGAUUUAGUAUCAGCUAUGUAUAAAAUUUUACAAACAGAAGAAGAAAAAGAGAAUUUACGAGACGAAAUCUUGGAAAACACUUCACAACCAAAGGUAGAGCUAAUAAAAAUAGCACUAAAUGGUACACUACCCAACUUUUCUGUUUCAAACGAAGAAAUAGUCGAAAAAAUAAGCACAUUCUUAUGUACUGAAAACGAAGUUCUAGGAUUAGCUUUUAAAAAUAUUUCCAAAUAUGAUACAAAAUUAAUGCAGGAAGUAUUAGAGCAUAUUUCAAAUUCAAUUUCGUUUGUAAGUACCAAAAAUGAAGAUAUAGAAUCAAUUCAGCAAGUUAUCGUCUCUGCAAUACAAGAGGACAGUCAAAAAUCACUGGAGAAUGUACUAAAUAUUUCCGAACAAGGUGAAUUAAAAGAACUCAUCAGUCAGUCAAUAGGGCUAGCUAGAGUCCUAGGAAUGAGUGAUGCUGUAAAACACUUACAAAUCAUACUGAACGAUGACCAGAAUAUCUCUAAAAUUUCGGAAGAUACGAUGAGUAUGAAUAUACUAAAAAGACUGACAGUUAUGAAAAAACUCGCAGAUCAAUCGCCUAGCUUACAGUCUGCAAUAAGUAAGCUAGGUACGGAUUUAGAUCUAGCUCGAGUCGAUCCACAAUUAAGAGAGUUAGUUCGAGAGAGCGCCGCUCUGAUGAUUAUUCCUGAAAAAUCUCCAUUAUUGUCUUCAGAAGAGGUGCCAUUGAGUUUACUUCAACCCGAAAACAGCCUCGCUAUGGAAGAUUUCUUAUACCAACGCAAAACACGCUCGGGAGCACUACUCAUUAUGAAGAAAGGCUUACAAGCAGUCGUGCCCAGAGAAGCGAGUCGCUCAGUUCUAACGGGAGAGGUCGCAUACACAGUACUGGACGAAAACGGAAUAAGUCAUUUCGAACCUCUUCACGUAUUUUCCGCUCUUAAUCUUAGCACACCGACUGCGCAUCGUUUCAGCAUGUACAGCUGUCCCAUAGUCGAUAACGACGACGAGGACUUACAAACGUUCACUGGUUACUGCAACAUAAGCAACAACCAAAGGAUUACAAGACUGGGCGGUUGGAACAGGAGAUACAGCGGUGUUCUGUUAGACAGGGAGAACACUAGGUCCAGGAUGAGUUAUCUGGACAACACACCUAGUUACAGACGAUAUCCCUACCGGGAAACAGAAAGGGACUCCCUGUCAAGGUCUAGAUCGAGUUGUAGUAGAAGUCCUCCGAAGGUGGACGAUGUUGUAGUAGCGACUAGUGACUACACGGCGGCGGCAGACGACGAGGUCUCGAUAAAGGCCGGAGAUAUUGUCGAAGUUCUCGACACUAAGGCCGCCCUCGGAUCAAAGAACGAACGAAUCGAUUCCCUGGACGUGGAGGCGGACCUCCUGGAUGUGUCAGCAGCCAAGCACAAGCGGACAGUCCGCCCGCGCCGGAACCACCCCUCGAAACAGGCCAAACGAGCACCUGAUGCCAGAUGGCUGGUCCGCGUGGUGGAGGACGUGCAGGACGGGGAGCUGCGCACCCGCCAGGGCUACGUGCCCGCCAACCUGCUGAAGGAGAAACUGCCGGAGAGGGACAUGACGGCGCUGGCUGCGAGACGACAGGCCGUGGUUCGUGAGCUGAUCGAGACUGAGGAGGAGUUUGGGCGGGACAUGCAGCAGGUAGUGAACCAGUACAUGCGGCCGAUGGACAAGGCGACGACGCCGAAGCCGGUGUUCGACAACAGGGAGCUGCUGUUCUCCAACUUCAAGCAGAUCUGCGAGUUCCAUAACACGAGCCUUCUAGAAGGCAUCAAGUACUACGCUGGCGAGCCGCGCAUGCUCGGCCGCGCGCUGCUGCGCAUGGAGCGGGAAUUCGACAAACACGUCGCCUACUGCCGCGACGAGCCGCGAGCGCAGUACCUGCUGGCUGAAAACCCCGUUGUGGCGGAGUAUUUUCAGACUCUAGCGGACAAGCUCGGGGACGACAAAGGUCUGACGGAACACCUGAAGCUCCCCAUACAGCGGAUCAACGACUACCAGCUACUACUCAAGGAGCUAGUGAAAUACUCGCAGCGUUUAGGCGACGACUGCGCGGACCUUCAGAAGGCUCUCGAACUAUUCCUCGGCGUCCCCACGCGGGCCACCAACAACAAGUUCAUAGCUAGCAUCGAAGGCUACCGCGGGAACAUCUACAAGCUCGGUCGCCUGCUCACACACGACUGGUUCACCGUCGACGAGGGGAAGAUAAAAGACAGAUACCUCUUCCUCUUCAAAGCCCGGAUCUUGAUCUGCAAGGUCAAACGCGUUGGAGACGACAGAUCGGUGUUCGUGCUUAAGAAUAUUGUCAAGCUUCCCGAAGUCGAAGUCAAAGAUUAUCCAGGCACCACUCAGUUCGAGCUGCAUCAGAAGACUCAACCGGAAGUACUCGUACUAAACGCCCACAAGGAACACGUCAAAGCUGCGUGGCUGAAAGAGAUUAGACAGUACGCCACUGACGUUGUUGCAUUAGCAGAACACGCCGCUGACGAUCUUCAGAUACUAUCUCCACCACAAAUAUCAUCCCCUCCUCCCGAAGAAAAACGAAAGAGAGAUUCUACAGAAGAGGACGAACAGAGACAGGAGAAGAAAUCUCGGCUCGAGGAAACUGAAAUUGCUGAAGCCCUAAGUAAAGAAGAAGCUGUCCAACUACUUUCGACGAAAAGGAAAGCUUCUCUAGAAAGUGAUAUCGCGAAAAAAGUUGCCAAAGCCGAAGUUUCUGAAGUAUCGUCAGUUGCUGAGGUACAGGAGACAUUAUCUUCUCAUACUGUACAGAGUAACGUUGAAAUCGUUCAAGAAUUUAAAACAUUUUUAGCUGAAAGCACUGAAAGUCAAUCUAUUGUGCAAACUUGUGAAGCAGCGUCUAUAUCUAGUACCAAAGAAAAGAGCCAAACAAACCUAGAGCAACAAAUUUCAAUAUCGGAAUCAGAAGCAGCACAAUCAAUACAAAGCUCGCUAGAACAGCAAACGCAAAGAUCCAGCGUACAAGAAACUAGUCAAACUGAAGUUGUUUCUAAAUCUGAAUCAGCACAAACAGCAUCUGCUGCAGUAACAGAAACUAAAUCGGCUGAGACCUUUUCGGUUGAAAAACAAGACAAAGUUUCAAACGGUUCUUCUAAAAGGAAUUCAAAAAAAUCUACUGACGCAGCUAAGCCUGCCAAGGUACCAGAAGAAUCGUCACAGUUAAACACUAAUAAAACAGAUGUAAGCUUAGAUUCUAAAGAAACUAAGGAGUUUACAGUAGAGAAAAAGGAAUCUUCUGAAGUUGUUGAAAAAGCUGAAACAAAAUCUGAUUUUGAAAAAACUACAGAAAAAACUGAACUUUCUCUAGAAAAAGCAACUGUAGAAACAUCACAGGAAGAACAAGCCAAGGAAGUAAAAACAGAAAUAAGCAGUAGUGUUAUUAAAACUGACGAAUUAGUCACCCAAAUAUCCACCGAAAAGGAAGUAAAGUCAGAAGAUAAAACUUCUGAUAGCAAAAAAAGAUUAUCGGUGAAUGAUAAAUCAGAAGAAAAAACUGUAAGCCAAGAAAAAGCUGAAAGAGUUGAUUCAGUUACAGAAAAUCAAACCACUGUAACACAGGAAGUUGUUAGCGACAAAGUCACAACAGCACAAGCCGAAGUAACCCAGUCUUCAAAGCAGGUUAUAGAAGAGAGUCAAACUGCAACCGCAGGGGAAACCGCCGACGAAGAGAUGUCUAGAUAUAGCCGCAGUUCGCGGCUCUCUGGAGAAUACUCCAGCAGCACCAGCAGGCGCCUGUCGAGUGGCGGACGCUACGAGUCCUCCUCCACCUACGACACGUCCAGCGGCAUAGCCUCCUCCUACUCCAGGCGCCAGAGCGGCGCCAGAGUCGAGAGCGAGAUCACCCAAACCGGGGGAGCCAUCGAGGGCUCGACCCGCUACGAGUCCAAAUAUUCUUCCAGCAGAAUCGAGGGCGGAUCCAAAUAUGGAAUCGAAAGCUCCGUCGAGAGCGAGAGCAAGCUGGGCAGCAUCGCAUCCAAAUACGGAAUAACCGGCGGCUCCGACGCCACCGUUGAGGGCAGCUCCACCAAGUACUCCAUCGAGAGCACCUACGACGGCAACGACACGACCAGCAAAAUCGACAGCAUCGCGUCCAAGUACGGCCGCAACUCCAUCACGGACAGCAGCAGCGCCGAAACUCGCACCACCAAGCUCAAGGUCGACUCCGACGCCGCAUACGACGGCUCCGUCGAGACGAUGAGCAAGAUCGACAGCAUCGCCUCCAAGUACGGCCGCAACUCGAUCACCGAAAACGGCAAAUCCGAGAUUCGCUCGACGAGACUCAACAUCGAAAUGAGCUCCGACGGCGACAGCGUCGAGACCUCGUCCAACUUGCAAUCGAAGUACUCGAAGCGAGCCAACGGCGAGUCCGUUCAGGAGAGCGUGUUCACCAGCUCAAGCCUCUUCAACGGCUCCACGACCCCCGAAAAGAGCAGGGGCCGACCGAUUUUCAGCAAAACCCUCGAGGGGCAGAACAUCGAGCCCGGCGAGAACGCGACGUUCGAAUGCGUAGUGCAAGACUCGGUGGAGCGAGUGACCGUCACGUGGCUGAAGGACAACAAGCCGCUGACGGACCGGCUGAUGGACCGCGUGAACGUCGCGGCGGAGGGCGGCCGCCACCGCCUGCAGGUGCUGCACUGCCGUGAGGACGACACCGGCCUCUACACGGCGCGCGCCGAAAACGUAAAGGGCAACGCACACUGUACAGCACAGUUGGUCGUCCACGAGUUAACUCCAGAAGAAAGGAAGCAGAAAGCCGCUCUGAAUGCUCCAUAUUUCAUAGUAGCUCUGAAAGACACGGAGAUUUUGUUGAAUACGUAUUUGCGCUUCAUGGUCAAAGUCAAGGGCGACCCGAAUCCUGAUGUCAAAUUCUACCGCGACGGCAAAGAGAUCACAACCACGUCCGAGUCGGACCGCGUGUCUAUAGUCCGUAUCGGCGCCGAGCGCGGAUGCUAUGAGCUGGUCAUAGCUGAUGUGAACGCUAAUGACGCUGGCAAAUACUCCUGUAAAGCCAUCAAUAUCUAUGGCGAAUGCGAAUGCGAGGCCACUGUUGCUGUUGUUGAUGACAAGAACAUAUUCGGUGAGCUCCCACCCGGUGGAGAAGGUCUGUUAACAAAAGGAGAGAAGCCAGUGUUUAUUUGGAAAAAGGAUGGAAAAGAUUUCGAGCCCGAAGAGAGAUUCAAGGUUCUGCUAUGUGAUGAUGAAGAUUCUCUAGCUCUGGUCUUCCAACAUGUGAAGCCGGAAGAUGCUGGUCUGUACACGUGCGUCGCUAAAACCAGCACUGGAAACAUCUCCUGCUCCGCUGAACUUACUGUGCAAGGCGCAGUAAACGUCUUACAUCGUGAGCCUCAAAAGCCUCAGCUGGUGAUCGAGCAUCGCGAAGCCAUCGUCGCGAGCGGUGCAUCAGCUAUGCUGGAACUGGUGUGCAAGGGCUACCCUAAGCCCAACGUGGUGUUCAAACACGAGGGAAAACUCGUUGAAGCUGAUGCUAGACACAAGUUCCUCUAUGAAGACACUGAAAGUAUGUCACUGGUUAUCAAGAAUGUGACACAGGCUGAUGCUGGUGAAUACCAGGUGACAGCUUCCAACGAGCUCGGUGAAGACACGACCACCAUGAACCUCAUUGUCAAAGCCGCACCGAAGAUUAAGAAGAAGAUUGAAAACCAGACGUGCAUGGCUGGCAGCGAACAUACAGUGACCAUCCAAAUAGAGGGAACUCCUUCACCAGAUGUCACUUUCUACAAAGAUGGUGUGGAGAUCAAGAGCUCUGAACGUAUAGUGAUCGUGAAGGAAUCAGAGGAAAUAUAUAAGAUCACAAUCAAGGACGCUAAACUUACAGACACUGGGUCAUAUUCGGUUGUUGCUAAAAAUGAAAUCAACCAAUGUUCAGACUUCUGGCAAUGGAAUGUUACCUCGCCACCUAAAAUUAUCAAAACUUUGGGCUCUAAUAAAGUCUGCGAAGAGAAGGAAACUGUCACUUUCGAAGUGAGAACUGAGGCUGAACCGGCUCCUACCGUUACUUGGUUCAAGAACAAGACCGAAGAGGUCAAGGAAUCUUCUGUUAUCAAGAUAUCGUCUUCGGGAGAAUCUCACAAGAUGGUCAUCACAUCCGCCGAAAGAUCUGACGCUGGAGAAUACUCCUGUGAGAUACGCAACGUGCACGGCUCAGCUAGCGACAGCAGCAUACUGAACGUGCGAUGCGGGCCCGUGUUCACGCAGCGGCUCACCAACACCACCGCCAGGGAGGGAGACGUCAAUGUGGAAUUCACAGUUGAUGUCGAGGCCUUCCCUGAACCUACUGUUAAAUGGUACUUGGGUGACGUGGAAAUAACGGAAAAGAAGUCUAUCUACACGCGCGUGGACAACGGCAGCUCGCACAAGCUGAUCCUCAAGGAGGUGUCCGCGGAGCUGUCCGGCCAGUACACCUGCAAGGUCUCCAACGACCUCGGCUCCGACUCCUGCCAGGCUACAUUCACUGUCAAUAGGAAACCAAGAAUCACCAAGAGUCUAGUGGAUAUGACGGUGGACGCUGGACAAACUCUGAAGUUGGAAGUGGAGGUCGAAGGAUGUCCAGAACCGAGGAUUAAGUGGUACAAGGAUGGCAAGGAAGUCACCACUGAUGCGAGAAUCAGAAUAGAGAGAGAUACACAACGGUUGGAGAACUACAAUCUGACGGUAACACUUGUCAAAGAGGAAGAUGGUGGUGAUUAUGAAGUAAUAGCUGAGAAUGAGUUCGGCAGCGUGUCUUCAAAGAGUACGGUUACAGUACACACGAAAGAAGUACACUCGAGAUUCAAAAAAGAAACUGUAGCCGAAAACAUGGUAGAAGAUUUAGCGGAAGAAAAACAACCGGACGUACAGAACAUAGAAGAUAACAAAAACAAACUUAAAGCUAAAAAAUCAAUCUCCAUAGCAGAGAGCAUCGACGAAAAUGAUGGACGCGAUGGAAAAUCUAAAACAAAAACUGUUGUUAUUGAAGAAGUCAAUCAAAGUAUGUCAUACAAGGCUGAAAAGUCUACAUCAGAACCGGAAUCAGCAGAAGAAAAGUCAUUUUGGGAUGACAACGGUGAUGACGGAAGAUCGAAAACUAUAAAAGUAGAAAGCGUACAACAAUCUAUGAUGGCCCGUAAGACAAUAACACAGUCAGAAACGGUCGAAGAAAAGUCAUUUUGGGACGAUAAAGAUGAUGAUGAAAAAUCAAAACAAGCUAAAAUUGAAUUUGUAAGACAAUCUUCCAAAACAGCCAAUAAAUCUUUUACAGAACCAGAAGUAGCCGAGGAAAAGUCGUUUUGGGAUGAUAACGAUGAAAACAAAAAACCAAAGCAAGCCAAAGUUGAAUACGAUAGGCAAUCCUCGAAAACAGCAGAAAAAACUGUUAUAAAACCAGAAAUAGCUGAAGAAAAAUCAUUUUGGGAUAACGAUGAAAAUGAAAAACCGAAACAGGCUAAGAAGGACUAUGACAGACAAUCUUCUAAAACAGCUGAUAUCCUAAAAUCGGAAGUAGCUGAUGAAAAAUCAAUUUGGGAUGAUAAAGAUGAAGAUGAGAAGUCAAAACAAACUAAAAUUGAAUACGUUAGACAAACUUCUAAAUCGGCUAGCAAAUCUAUAACUGAGCCAGAAACGGCUGAGGAGAAGUCAUUUUGGGAUGACAAUGAUGAAGGGAAGCCAAAACAGACACAGGCUCAAUACAACAGACAAACUUCUAAGUCAGCAAGCAAAUCUGUUACAGAAGCAGAAACAGCAGAAGAAAAACCAUUUUCAGGUGACCAAGACGAUGGAAAGUCGAAACAGGCUAAUGUUGAAUAUGUAAGGCAGACUUCCAAAUCAGCUCAAAAAUCUGUUACUGAGCCAGAAACAACAGAAGAAAAAUCAUUUUGGGAUGAUCAGGAUGAUGGAAAGCCGAAACAGACUAAAGUGGAGUAUAUCAGACAGACUUCGAAGUCAGCGAGCAAAUCUGUUACCGAGCCAGAAACGGUUGAAGAAAGAUCCUUCUGGGAUGAACAAGAAGAUGGUAAGCCAAAACAGACACAAGUCGAAUAUAUCAGACAGACUUCAAAGUCAGCAAAUAAAUCUAUUACCGAACCAGAAACUGUAGAAGAGAAACCCUUCUGGGAUGACCAGGAAGAUGGAAAGCCAAAACAAACACAAGUUGAGUAUAUCAGGCAGACUUCUAAAUCAGCAAAAAAAUUGGUUACGGAAUCAGAAACUGCAGAAGAAAAAUCGUUUUGGGAUGAUCAUGGUGACGAUGGAAAGCCAAAACAGGUCAAAGUCGAUUAUGAUAGACAAUCUUCCAAAACGGCAGAAAAAUCAGUAACUAAACCAGAAUCAGUAACAGAAAAUGAGGCUGUAGAGAAUGUGGUUGUGCCGAUAAAAACUAAAAACUCCGCAGUACCGAAACUAGAGAGAGCUCAUUCAAUAGUUGAAACAAUAGAGCAGCAGGAGUCUAUUGAAACAGAAAACAUAUAUUUGAAAUCAGAAACGAGCGAAAAGAAAUCGGCUGGAAACGAUGGUGCCCGCGAUGUUCAGAUAGAGGAAGUGACUUUACCAUCUAAAGCAAAGAAGUCUUUAGGUGGAGCUGAAACUGCAGAAGACAAGUCUAUCUGGGACGAAAAUCAUAACGAACGCAAUAAGAAACCUUCAGUUCAAGAGGUUUCUUAUACCAUAGGAAAAGGUGAAAAACAUGUUACUGAACCAGAAGUCAUCGAAGACGUGUCAAUCGAUGUAGAACUAGCGGCACCAAAACGUAAACAAGUCAAGAAGGAAUCUGUUGUUGGUGAACCAAUGAGUGCUGAAACUGAAGGCCGAGUUUUUGAAACUGUAACAACGUUCAAGUCUGGUGAGGAUGGCUCAAUUAUCGUAUCUAAAGUUAGCAGUUCUCGAUCUCAUGGCGCCAUUAUAACAGGUCCAGCCGAAACGCGCACUAUACACAAAAUGACUUCGAAUAUAUACUAUGAUGAUGAUGACGAUGAGGAGUACGACGAAUUUUAUGACCGAAAAAUUAUUAAACCCAACAAACCACAUAAAACUUCUUUGGAAGUCGAGGAGAUAGCGAGUCAUAGCUACUAUUUAGCUGAGGUAGGCAAUUACGUAAUACCUGAUCACAUCAGACGGGGUACUUACGGUAUUAUAGAGGAACCUCAGACGGACUCUGAUGCCGAGUCAAGACACAGCAGACAAGUCGGUAAUAGGACCAUUUCCAUAAUGUCAGUCUCCGAAGAUGAAAUGAGUUGGCGAAACGAUUCGCUCUCACGAGAAAUUUCCAUCGAAGACCUCUCCAAAUCUAUAUUCGAUAUAGAUGAAACGAGAAAGGUUUUCAGUAAAGAUUCCUAUGUGCGGCAAUCUUCGUUCAAAGAAGAUUACAUCACAAACAAUGGAGACGAGGAAUCUUUGAUAUUGCGAGAGAAAAGUGAAAAGACGUUCGAAAACGACAUCACCGAGAAACUCAUCAGUAUAUCCAAGGAGUUCGACAGGGACAUAAUAAAGGAAAUCGAUGACAAAAUUGACGAUAUCCGAAAUAGAUUAGUUGAAGAAUUAGUUUUCGAACCGCUUCAUGCCAAAGACGUCAAAAAUAUUACUAAAGAUACAGCCGAGACUACCGUAGAAAAGAGAAAGAGGUUGAAAGGUGAACUGUUCAGCGUAGAAGAGGAGCCAGAUGAGGACUUAGAAGCGUUGUUAAAACGAAGCCAGAGACAGAGAAGCAUAUUAGAUGAUAUCCUCAAUGAGGAGGAGGAAAAAGCACCCCCAUCACUAAAGGAAAGCAGUUUGAAGGAUGGAUCCGUAUUCGAAUCACUACCACUAGUUUACACAGUCGAGGCGGUGGGAGCUCCCAAGCCCACCGUCCGCUGGCUGCACGGCGGGGAGGAGGUCAAGCAGGACGACAGGGUACACGUUGUCAAUGAGGGAAACUUGUACAAGCUGGUCAUAGACCACGUGGACUUGAAGGACGCGGGCAAGUGGCAGUGCGAGAUCGUCAACAAUCUCGGCAAGCAGGCGCUGCAGGCUGAGCUGACUGUCACACCCGUUGCUGAACUCCGCAAACCCAUAUUCAAGACGCCACUGGAAGCUCAACGCGUCAUGCAAAGAGAACCUGUAACUCUACAAGCUGUAUGCACAGCGGAUCCUCUGCCCCAUGUGUCUUGGUUACUGAACGGUAACCUCAUCAUACCUGACGCAACCAUCAAGAUCAGCGAGGACAGCAAGGAGCUGGAUCAUGGCAUCAAGGAGUGCACCUUCACACUGCAGAUUCCUACUGGUCGUCACGAGGACACGGGUGUAUAUACCGUCCAAGCCAAGAACACGUACGGUAUUGGCGAGAGCUCAGCCCGUCUGGACAUACUUCUGCGACCAGAAAUUGAGCCCCUCAAGGAUGUUACUGCAGUGCCUUACGAGGAGACCACCUUUAUCACCAAGAUCAAGGCCAACCCCGUCGCUGAAGUUAAAUGGAGCAAAGACGGCUACGUGAUCCAGCCGUCAGCCCGCGUGCAGAUCAAGGAGGACAAGGAGGCGGAGACCUACCAGCUCACGGUCAAGGACAUCGGCAUAGCUGACGCCGGCGUCUACACCGUCACCGCCACUAACGAGAUAGGGGAGAGCGCGCAGCAGGCGAAGCUUAUUGUGCAUACCGACGAGCCGGUAUUCACCAAGCCGCUCCAGAAACAGACAGUCAAGGACUUUGACGACGUCACUCUCGCGGUGCGCUGCGACGGCGUGCCCAAACCCGAGGUGCAGUGGUAUCUCGGCGGGAAGCGUAUUGAUGAUGAUGACCGACACAAGAUCACCACCACGGUGGAGGGGCAGGUGGACAGUCAGCUCGAGAUUAAGAACUUCAAUGCUAGCGAUGCGGGACAGUACAAAGUCCGUGCGGUCAGCGUAUCCGGCGAGGCGGAAUGCACCGCCAUGAUAUCCCUGGGUCAGUCGGCGCCGGGCUUCGUGCACAAGCUGGACCGACAGAGGGACGUGGACGAGGGAGAGCCUUUGGAGCUCAAAGCCAAGGUGGACGGCAGCCCUAUGCCUACUGCUAAGUGGUACAAAGACGGGGUGGAGCUAUCCCCCGACGACGCCCACGUCAAACAGACCGCCCUGCCCGACGGCACGGUGAAGCUGAGCAUAGAGCACGUGACGCCGGCCGACUGCGGUGCCUACAAGCUCGUCAUAUCCAACCCCAACGGCGACUACUCCGCGCUGUGCGCUGUGGCUGUUAACCCGACCCCGCGCAAGCCGUCGUUCACGCAAGAGCUAGAGGACACAAAGGCGGUGGUCGGCCAGCCGCUUAAGCUGGAGGCCAAGGUCAUGGCCUUCCCCGCGCCGGAGAUCAAGUGGUUCAAGGACGGUCUACCCAUCCGUCCGUCGCAGGCGGUGAACUUCAUCAACCAGCCGGGCGGCGUGAUCGGCCUCAGUAUCGACAGCUGCAAGCCCGAGGACGCUGGUGUCUAUACAUUGACGCUGGCCAAUAAGCUGGGAGAAGCCGAAUCUAAGGCUAAAGUUGAGGUCGGUCAGAAGGAGCGCAAGCCGGCGUUCCUGUCGCAGCUGCAGCCGACGAAGGUGAUCGAGGGCUUCCCACUUAAACUGGAGGUCAAGGUCGUCGGACACCCCGCGCCCACUGUUAAAUGGACACUAAACGGCAAGGAACUGAAGCCGGACGGCACCCACAUCCGUCUCGUCUCGCAGCCCGACGGAACUCACGCGCUACUCAUAGACGAGGCGCGAGCUGCUGACGCUGGCAAAUAUGGCGUGAUACUGACGAAUGACAAGGGCGAAGCCGCCAGCGAGGCCGAUGUUACUGUCGCUAGUCGCACGGACGACUCCUCCCCCCAGGAGCGUCCGCAGUUCAUCCACGGCCUGCGCGACGUCACGGUGGAAGAGGGGCAGCCGCUCGCGAUCACCGCCCCCUUCACCGGCAACCCCGUGCCGCAGGUCACGUGGACCAAGGACGGUGUGCCGCUCAAACCCAGCGACAAGAUGCUGCUGACGUGUGAUGGGAAGAGGGUUGGCAUUGAAAUCAAUCCCAUGGAGCUCCCCGACGCGGGAGUAUACGGCAUCAAGCUGGUGAACCCGCUAGGUGAGGACAGCACGGACGGCAAGAUCACCGUACGCAAGGUCUACCAGCCACCGCGCUUCCUGCAGACCUUCAGUGACUUGCAGCAGCUGCCAACAUUCGACGCGAAAUUCCCGGCGCGCGUGGUAGGCAUACCCUCGCCAGAAGUCACGUGGUUCAAGAACGACAUCCAAGUGCGUCACGGCGACAAGUACAACAUCCGCCGCGACGGCGACGCCGUCUGUCUGUACGUCCGCGACCUGGUGCCGGAGGACGCCGGGCAUUAUAAGUGCGUGGCGACGAAUAGAGAGGGCACUGUGUCUUGGUCUGCUAACUUGGAGGUGGUUGACAAGAUCGCCAAACGCCAGAAGAUCGAGCCACCAUCGUUCCUAAAGAAGAUCGGUGACGUGGAGGUGUUCCGCGGCCUGAGCGCCAAGUUCACCGCCUGCGCCACCGGCACGCCAGACCCCGACGUCGAGUGGUUCCGUAACGACGAGCGUCUAUACCCGUGCGAGCGCAUCCGUAUGGACAAAGAGAGCACGGGGCUGCUGCGGCUGACCAUCUCGGGCGUCGACCCCAGCGACGUCGGCACAUACCGCUGCCGCAUAUACAACGACCACGGCGACGCCGAGUGCAGCGCGCAGCUCACCUAUGACACUCUGGAGCCCCAGAAGGAGCGCAAGCCAAUAGCAGAACAGUACUCUGACUUCGACAAGAUGAAGCGCACGGGCGUGCCCAUGCCGCUGGCGGACCGCCCCAUCAUCAGCCGCAUGGCCGACCGACACCUGACGCUGUCCUGGAGACCGUCUAUCCCCCAUCAGCCGAGGUUCCCGGUUACUUACCAGGUGGAGAUGUGUGAAGUGCCGGACGGUGACUGGUUCACAGCUCGCACUGGUCUCAGAUCGUGCGUCUGUGACAUCCGCAACUUGGAGCCGUUCCGCGACUACAAGUUCAGGGUGCGCGUUGAGAACAAGUACGGCGUCAGCGACCCUUCGCCCUUCGCGAUCACCCACAGAGGCAAAUUAGAACCUGAUCCACCCAAGUUCGUGCCAUAUCUCGAACCGGGCAUAGACUUCAGGCCAGAGACUUCGCCCUACUUCCCUAAGGACUUCGAUAUCGAGCGUCCGCCCCACGAUGGGUACGCCCAAGCUCCGAAGUUCUUGAGGCAAGAGACGGACUCUCAAUACGGAGUGAAAGGACACAACGUGAAUCUCUUCUGGUUCGUGUACGGAUAUCCCAAGCCCAAGAUGACUUAUUUCUUUAACGAUGAACCCAUCGAGAUCGGAGGACGGUACGACUGGAGUUAUACUAGGAAUGGACAGGCCACGCUGUUUAUUAACAAGAUGCUCGAACGCGACGUGGGUUGGUACGAGGCCGUAGCUACCAACGAGCACGGCCAAGCGCGACAACGCGUACGGCUCGAGGUGGCGGAGUACCCGCACUUCAUACGCCGGCCUGAAGAGACGGCGGCCAUGUUGCGCCGCUCCGUGCGUCUCGAGGCGCGUGUCACUGGCGUACCGUAUCCGGACAUCAAGUGGUAUAAGGACUGGCAGCCGCUCGCGCCUUCCGCUAGGAUCAAGAUGCAAUUCAUCGAGCCAGACCUGGUGAUUCUGAUCAUCAACGACGUGAUCACGAAGGACGAGGGGUUAUACUCGGUGUCGGCGCGCAACGUCGCCGGUGCGGCCUCCGCAUCCGCCAUGCUGCAUGUCAUAGAGGACGAUCAUGAGUACGCUGACAGAAUGCGCGAGCACCCGCCCCGCAUCAAGGCUAGCUCCAAGCCGUUUGGUGACCUGUACGACCUGGGAGAUGAGCUCGGCCGCGGCGUGCAGGGUGUGGUCUACCACGCUGCUGAGAGGCUGACCGGUCGCAACUACGCGGCGAAGAUAAUGCACGGGCACUCGGAGCUGAAGCCGUUCAUGCGCAACGAGCUGGACAUCCUCAACCACCUGAACGACCGCCACCUGGUGCGGCUGCGCGACGCCUACGAGCGCGAGCACACGCUGGCGCUGGUGCUGGAGCUGGCCGCGGGUGGGGAGCUCGUCAGAGACCGUCUACUACGCAGCUCGGGCUACACGGAGCGCGAGAUCGCCGGCUACAUCCGCCAGAUGCUGCGCGGUCUACACCACAUGCACUCCAACAGCAUCGCUCAUCUUGGACUCACUAUCGGCGAACUCCUCCUCUCCCACGCGGGUAGCGACGAGCUGAAACUGUGCGACUUCGGGCUCUCCCGUCGUAUACAGUUCAACAAGCACGCCGCGCUCGACUACGGCACGCCCGAGUACGUCGCGCCCGAGGUCGCGCGCGGGGAGGGCGUGUCCUUCGCCGCGGACAUGUGGAGUGUGGGCAUCAUCACCUACAUACUGCUGAGUGGACGCUCGCCGUUCAGGGGACACAAUGAUAUGGAGACAUUGACAAGGAUCCGUGAAGGUAAAUGGGACUGGCACGACGAGGAGUGGUGGUCCCGCCUCAGCCUGGAGUCGCGGGACUUCAUCUCCAAGCUGCUGGUGGUGAACUGGCACGACAGGAUGGACGUCAACGCGGCCCUCAACCAUCCCUGGCUGAACCUCGCCGACAAGAUAUACAAGGACGAAUACGUCAUCACCACGGAUAGGCUGAGGAACUACUAUAACUUGUACAAGGACUGGAUGAGCAACGCUCAAUGCCGCACGUGGUUCCGGCGCCGGCCGCUGAGCGGCGCCUUCGAGCACCCCUCCAAAAUGGUCUACCCGCCCAACGAGACUUACACACCAGAAGCGACUCCGGAGCGUGAGCACGAUCCGAAGGACCGCAAGCCGAUGGAUAUCGGCUUCAAACAAUGGGACCACCCCGACUGGGAGGUCUCCGCCAAAUCAGAAAGCCACUACCAGAACGGUCCAGAUACGUACCUACUCCAGCUCCGCGACACCGACUUCCCCGUGCGCCUGCGCAACUACAUGAAGGUGGCGUGCGUGCGCUCGCCCGGGUACAGCCUCUCCGUACACGACACUUAUGAUCCCAGGACGCCGAUCAUCCACGAGCGCCGUCGCUUCACCGACAUCAUGGACGAGGAGAUCGACGACGAGCGGCGCGAGAGGAUCAACAACUACGGCACCGACAACUACACCAUCCGCCGCCUGCGACACGAGCUCGGCACCAGACUCGACAGCUACGCCGAGGCCCAGGCCCUCAUGGAGUCCAAGAAGGACGGCCAGCUGCCCUUCCUCCGCGAGAAACCCCAGGUCCUCCCCAUCCGGGAGGGCGACACCGCCCAGCUCACCUGCUUCGCCGUCGGCGACCCCAAACCCACCAUCCAGUGGUUCAAGAACGACAUGGUCAUCGCCGAGGGCCAGCGCAUCAAGAUAGUGGAAGACGAGGAGGGAAGAUCCACCCUCAAGUUCGAGCCGGCCAUGCACCACGAUAUAGGCUACUACAAGGUGGUGGCGAGGAACAAGGUCGGCCAGACCGUCGCCCGGACGAGAAUAGUCGAGGCAACGAUUCCCGACGCACCUGACAGUCCGACAGCUUCAGAAAUAUCAGACAAGGAGGUUCUUCUUCGGUGGACGCAGCCGAAAUACGACGGCAACUCCCCCGUGGUCUGCUACAGCCUCCAGUACAAGGAGGGCGACAGCGUCGAGUGGAAGACGGUCGCGGAGAACAUCGACCACGAGUUCUUCGUGGUGAGGGACCUCCAGCCCGACACCAGCUACCAGUUCAGACUGUCCUCCCGUAACAGAAUCGGCUGGAGCGACAAGGGUAUACCCACCAACCUGAUCAAGACCAAGCAGUCCGGGGCGCCGAGAAUCGAGGUGACCAAGGCGAUGAGACAUCUCCAGCAGAUAACGGAAUCCGGCCAGGAAAUAGUCCUAGAAGAAGACAAGCCUAAGUUGGACUACUCGACGGAGGAAAGUCCCUUAGAAUGGGAGACGUCUCAAAGCUUCACGGAUCGCUACAGCUUCGUGUCGGAGCUGUGGCGAGGGAAGUUCUCGAUCGUGGUCAAGGGCGUCGACAAGACGACGGACAGAGUGGUGGUAGCGAAGAUCCUGGAGUGCAAACCGGAAACGGAGGUGCAGGUGACCAGGGAAUACGAGUGCCUCAGGAAGUUGAGGCACGAGAGGAUAUCGAACCUCAUAGCUGCAUACCAAUCGCCGGGCUCGCAGAUCGCUGCGUUAGUCCAGGAGAAAUUGCAGGGCGCAGAUAUUCUCACAUACCUGUCCAGUCGCCAUGACUAUACGGAACAGAUGGUAGCGACUAUCGUCACUCAAAUACUAGACGGUCUUCAGUACCUGCACUGGCGGGGGUGGUGCCACCUGGACCUGCAGCCUGAUAACGUGGUGAUGGCCUCAGUCAGAUCCAUACAAGUCAAGCUGAUCGACUUCGGCUCCGCGCAUAAAGUCACAAAGUUGGGAACCAGCGUACCACAAGUUGGAGAAUUGGAAUAUAAAGCGCCGGAGAUAAUCAACGACGAGCCGGCGUACCCUCAGACGGACAUCUGGUCAGUGGGCGUGCUGGCCUACAUCAUGCUGUCCGGCGUCUCGCCCUUCCGCGGCGACUCGCCCGCCGAGACCAAACAGAACAUCUCCUUCGUGAGAUACCGCUUCGAACAUCUCUAUAAGGAGAUCACGCAGGAGGCGACCCGGUUCCUGAUGUGGGUGUUCAAGAAAGUGCCCCUGAAGCGGCCGACGGCGGAGGAGUGUCACGAGCACCGCUGGCUCGCCACCUCCGACUUCAUCGUGCGCAAGCGCGAGCGGGCCGUCUUCCUCGGCAACAGGCUUAAGGAAUUCUCCGAGGAAUACCACGCGAGGAAAGCCCAGGAGGCGUCUGACGCUGACACCGUGGGUGCCGCCUUCGGCCACCUGCGGCAGCUCGCCCGCUCCAACAGCAUACAGGACGAGCUGCUCACCACCUCGCCCGCCGGCAAGAUCUUCCACCAGCAGCUGUAGCAUACACCAUCCAGAAUCGGCAUGAGCGGAAGAACCACGUAACUAACAAAAAACUACAGUUUUUUUUGUAUUGGCUAAAAAUAAUUUGAAAUAACAAAAAUUGGGAUUCUUUGUUCAGCUAUAAUAUAUACUAGCCAAAUGAUAAGUUACAAGUUUUGUUCAAAUUAUAAGGGAAAAUAUGAGUAAUCGUCCGUGUUUUUAAAUGUUAGUUAUCGGGUUUUUCCACUCACAUCUUCAAUUAUAAAAAACCUCCUACCGUAAAACCAUGAUAUUUGAUUAUCUUCUCUCGACAUGACUGACUGAUUGCUAAUGAAGGAUUACUAUGUAGAGCUUGUCUAAUUAGAAAUGACGCGGCCCACCACUUCACUAGCUGAUGAAAAAUUUUGUACUGUGAAUACGAGGGAGGAGCGGGUCAUUUUAAGUUAGACAAGCUCUACCAAUAUCGAUAGCAAAGUGAUUAUCAAGUAUUAGUUAAAUGGUUUUACUGUAUGACAACUAAGGGUAGUUAAUAAGUAUGUCCAUCCGUCUAUCCUCCCCUUUAAGUCCAUCCAAAUUAAAAUACGAAUUGAGUAUAAAAUUGUGUUGGGAAGGCUGCCCCUUCUAUCCAUCACAUAAUUGCACAAAAAUGCAAGUGGGUUGAUUAAUAAUAUUAUACCAUCGUACUAUAGUUAUCGUAUACGUACGGAAAAAAUCUAAAAUUAGUCCUAACGAAAAACAUGGCAUUUGAAAAAAAAGGACAAAAACAUUUAAUCCUUGACCGAGUUGUAAAGUCUAUAAUAUUGAUUAGUAAAACAAAUUUUACUAAUUUACUAUAUUAUGACUUCAUAAUUUAGCUCCGAGCAAACAUUUUACUGGUGGUCGUGAUACGUAGUUUUAACCGACUUCCGAAAAAAGGAGGUUCCUAGUUUACACCAACAUCACAAUGUCCAAAAUGACUGUUACCAUUUUAUCCUGUGAUCUAAGUUAUUAUGUAUUUAUUGAUUUUCUUAAUUCAUGUUGUUGCAUUAUUUUCUAGUCAAAAAAAAUAUUGUUAUUGAUUUGUAUAAACAAUUUUUUUACUAUUUACUACUGAUAAAUUGCUUCAAACCAUUGAAGUGAAUAAAUGGCAUUGAUUUGCUGAA